Molecule: messenger RNA, 1818 nt
Organism: Geosmithia morbida
Lineage: Eukaryota; Fungi; Ascomycota; Sordariomycetes; Hypocreales; Bionectriaceae
Product: tRNA pseudouridine38/39 synthase
Exons: 1
Coding region: 1-1818 (605 amino acids)
Biological process (GO): mRNA pseudouridine synthesis; tRNA pseudouridine synthesis
Cellular component (GO): nucleus; cytoplasm
Molecular function (GO): pseudouridine synthase activity; RNA binding
Source: RefSeq, a predicted model, not a curated record
AUGCGACGGCUCCGUGCCAGCUUAAAGAGCUGUGCCCCUGCUGAAUCGCUUCUAAUCCCAAGUGCAUCCCGCUCUUACUCACGUGCCGCCGCCGCCGCCGCCGGUACGCCUCGACGAAGGAAGAUGGGCGACAACACCUCCGGGCAUGACUACACUAAGUGGACCAAGGACGGGCUGAUAGAGCGUCUGCGCCGUGUUGAGGCCGAGCUCCAGAAACAUCUGCCGAUAUCAGAACAGCAGCAGCCGAAGGAAGUGGUGGCAAGUGCACCUGCUGCCGCCGCCGCCCCUGCCCCUGCCCCUGCCCCCAAGAAGCGCAAGGAGACGGCCAAGCUUGACCCGGCCAACUACAACACGCGCUAUAUUGUUCUCAAGCUUGCCUACCUGGGGAAGAACUAUGGCGGCUUCGAGUACUCUGCCAGUGGCAUCCUGCCCUCGGUGGAGGAGGAGCUCUUCAAGGCCCUGACGCGCGCGUGCCUGAUCUUCCCUGAGGACCAGAAUGCCGUCGAUUUCAGCACGUGCGAGUACUCCAAGUGCGGGAGGACGGACCGGGGUGUGAGUGCCUUUGGCCAGGUAAUUGGUAUACGGGUGCGGAGUGCCAAGCCGGUACCCGGUAGGAUGAAGCGCAAGAAGAAGGAGAGGAAGGAGGAUGAGGGUGAAGUAGCAGCAGCAGCAGCAGCAGCAGCAGUAGGGCCUCAACCUAAGACUACGGAGGAGGAGGCCAAGGCCAGGGAGCCCCCGCCAUUCGACCCCAUCGCAGACGAGCUAGAGUACCCCAAGAUCCUCAACCGUCUACUACCCCGGGAUAUUCGCGUGCUGGCGUGGUGCCCGACCCCGCCGGCCGACUUCUCGGCGCGCUUCUCCUGCCGUGAGAGGGAGUACCGUUACUUCUUCACGCAGCCUGCCUUCAACCCCCCCAUCGGGCCCGCGGCGGCCGACCAACCCCACACGGGGUGGCUCGAUAUUGAUGCUAUGCGCGACGCCGCGUCGCGCUUCGAGGGCGAUCAGGACUUUCAAAACUUCUGCAAGAUUGACCCGGCCAAGAACAUCACCACAUACCGUCGAGGCAUUCUCGAGUCCAACAUUUAUGAGGCCGAGGGAAUGGGCACGACGAUGCCCCAUCUUCUACCCGACACGGCAGUCGCGCCCCCUGAUGGCUCCCCAUACCCAAAGGUGUACUACUUCCGCGUGAGGGGCACGGCCUUCCUGUGGCACCAGAUUCGCCACAUGGUCUCCGUUCUGUUUCACGUAGGGCAGGGCCUCGAAAAGCCCGACAUCGUCACCCGUCUUCUCGAUACGAAGGCUAACCCCCGCCGGCCGACGUACACCAUGGCCGACGAGGUGCCUCUUGUCCUGUGGGACUGCGUCUUCCGUGACGACCAAGGCCGUGACUUAGACUGGAUCUACGUCGACGGCAGAAACACCUCGGCCUUUGACACAACCGAGUCGCUGUGGCGGCUGUGGCGAGAGGUAAAGAUGGACGAGAUUCUUGCCAGCGGUUUGCUGCGUCUAGUCGCCCAAGGGGUCAGCGCGGCAAGGAAAGAGACAAGCGAUGUGCAGCAGCAGCAGCAGCAUCAGCAGGGCGAGACAAGGGGCAAGAAGAAGAGGGCCGGUCUAGGCGGCGAGUACUCAAUCAAACGCUUCGAGGGUGGCAAUGGCGCCCGCGCGGUGGGCAAGUACCUCCCCAUUAUGGUCAUGAAGCUCAUGGACUCGCCGCAGGAGCAGAAUGACCGGUACGCACAGCGCAAAGGGUUUUCCAGUCACGCCGAAUUGAUGAAGGAGAGGAUGGCCAAAUUUGAAAAGAUGGAAGAGGGGGGAUAA